UCACGGUAGCACGCCGACAAACUGAAAAGUCUUCUCACACAUGUCGUGACAACAGCAGUGUGCCCAGAAGGUUAAAGAGGCAGUAUUUUGAGUCUUGAGAUACGAUAAGUAAUUAAGAUGUCGGACGUGUCAAAGAAACCUCCACCUGCGAACUGGAUCCUUCAGCAUCCAACGUAUCAGCAAAUGAAGAAUCUGGAGAUUGGAGACAGUGCACAGGUACAUGCAGCUUUCCUUGUGUACAUGGAUCUUGCUGAGGUGCGUCGGUGGAAAGAAGUGUCAUGUGUCAAGAAUCCUGAGCUGCAGGUGGUUUUGCUGGAAGGGAGGGAGAAGGAAGGAGAACCCAUCCAGACAAUUCUUCCGUUGCCUGCUCACAGAUCUCUGAGCCACAAAAGCAUACGUCAUGUGCUGGACAGAGGCUUUCCCAUGCUGUUGUGUGCUGUAGCUUCUGACUCCACCCUGGUCUACCAGAGGAUGACGGAUGGGUUGGUGACACCUGACCCUCCUGUAGGCCCCUUCCAGGAUGUGGGACGCCGGCAGCACCGGAAGAGACGGCAGCAGCGCUGAGCAGCUGUAGUGAGAGGACACCUUGGUGGUAUUGGGGAACCAUAGAGGAGCAGAAUGGGACAGGAUGUCAGCCGGUCGGUCGGUCUGUCUUUGUAAGCUGCUCCUUAAAAAAAAAGUCAAAGGUGAACUGACAUCAUGGCAAUGGGUGCAAAUACUCUGAACCACAGUGCCCUUCUAGUUGCUGUGAGGCCAAGCCUAUGAUCCCCUCUCAGUAAGAAACAACUGGUAACAUCAUAACAGUGAAGUCAACUUCAGUUUUGGCUUGUAACUCCUUAAAACCUUUGCCUCAUUGUCACCAGGUGAGUGAGUGAAAGCGUGAGUGUUAAUUGAAUAAUUUGCACAUGAGGUGAAGAGUUAAAAUUGUAAGAGUUAAGAUUAUACAGUAAUUAACAAGAAAAAGAGAUAGUUUUGUGCAUAAAUGCAUAAUUGAUUUCCUGUUUUCCUCACUUCUAAUCGUCUUGAACCUGUUUACCUCUUACUUUAGUUUUACCACACACAAAUUAAUAGACCAACAUGUAAGGCUGGGAUGAUACAGAGACUAAUUAACUAUGUACUGAGGGGAACAUUUUACAGUUGAAAAAUAAACUUAUCACUGCUCUCUGGUGAACAAACUGUGA
Micropterus salmoides (largemouth bass) is the source of this 1181-nucleotide messenger RNA. RefSeq names its product TSEN15 tRNA splicing endonuclease subunit (gene tsen15). Bases 118 to 564 code for a protein of 148 amino acids. The record is from RefSeq and is a predicted model, not a curated record. Gene Ontology annotation, biological process: tRNA splicing, via endonucleolytic cleavage and ligation. Gene Ontology annotation, molecular function: nucleic acid binding. The transcript has 4 exons. NCBI's taxonomy places the organism in Eukaryota, Metazoa, Chordata, Actinopteri, Centrarchiformes, Centrarchidae.